GAGCGAGCGUAGCGGCGCCCGUGACGUCACGCGCGUGCGAUUAUUUUGAACGGGGGUCAAGAUGGCGGAGACGAGCAGGUUAAAGCAUCGAAACCACACGGGACAGAAUUGCGCCGGUACCGAAUACACCGAAGGCGUGUCUGGGGUGGAGGAUGUUCGGCGUAAGAUGGACUCCGAUGAGCUAGAUGAUGAACCUCUGCUGGAGGAGGUGAAGGUGCCUGGUCCGGUCCAGAUCGUCAUCGCGCAUGAGGACAAUCACGAGUUUUCACUGGCUGAAGAUGUUCUGGAGAGGAUCCUCAUGCAGGAGCACGUGCGUGAUCUCAGUGUGGUGGUGGUGUCUGUGGCCGGUGCCUUCCGUAAGGGCAAAUCCUUCCUGCUGGACUUCAUGCUCAGAUACAUGUACAACCAGAGCUCAGACUCGUGGUUGGGGGGGAAUGAUGAUCCUCUGAAGGGCUUCACCUGGCGGGGCGGCUGUGAGCGAGAGACCACGGGUAUUCAGGCCUGGAGUGAAGUGUUUGUGGUGGAGAAACCUGAUGGCAGUAAGGUGGCUGUGCUGCUAUUGGACACACAGGGAGCGUUUGACAGUCAGUCCACCAUUAAAGACUGUGCUACACUCUUUGCUCUCAGCACUAUGACCAGCUCUGUGCAGGUUUAUAAUCUUUCCCAGAACGUUCAAGAAGACGACCUGCAGCAUCUUCAGCUCUUCACGGAGUACGGCAGACUCGCCAUGGAGGAGAUCUACCUGAAACCAUUCCAGUCGCUGAUGUUUCUCAUACGAGACUGGAGUUACCCUUACGAACACGCUUACGGUCUGAGCGGAGGGAAUCAGUUCCUGGAGAAGAGACUGCAGGUGAAACCGAAUCAACACGAAGAGCUGCAGAACGUCAGGAAGCACAUUCACUCCUGUUUCUCCAACAUCAGCUGCUUUCUGCUGCCUCACCCCGGCCUCAGAGUCGCCACCAACCCACACUUUGAUGGGCGGUUACGAGAUAUCGAUGAUGAGUUCAAGCGGGAGCUGGUGAAUUUGGUUCCACUGCUGUUGUCUCCAGAGAAUCUGGUGGAGAAAGAGAUCGGAGGUUCUACAGUCACGUGUCGAGAUCUCCUCCAGUAUUUUAAAGCUUACAUGAAGAUCUAUCAGGGAGAAGAGCUGCCACACCCCAAAUCAAUGCUGCAGGCGACGGCUGAAGCCAAUAAUCUGGCAGCGGUAGCGGGAGCUAAAGACACUUACAGCAGGAGCAUGGAGCAGGUGUGCGGAGGAGACAAACCCUACAUCGCCCCCGCUGACCUGGAGCGCAGUCACAGCGAGCUGAAGCAGAGCAGCGUCCGUCAGUUCCGUGCCGUCAAGAAGAUGGGCGGCGAAGACUUCUGUCGGCGCUAUCAGGAGCAGCUGGAGCAGGAGAUCGACCAGGUGUACGCCAGUUUCGUCAAACACAACGACGGAAAGAACAUUUUCUUUGCGGCACGCACGCCCGCCGCGCUCUUCGCCCUGAUGUUUGCCAUGUACGUCAUCUCUCUGGUGACGGGCUUCGUGGGUAUAAACUCUGUGGCGGCGUUGUGUAAUCUGAUGAUGGGCGUGGUGCUGGUGUCGCUCUGCACCUGGGCUUACGUCAAAUACUCGGGCGAGUUCAGAGAGGUGGGCAGCUUCAUCGACCGCGUGGCAGAAACUCUGUGGGAGCAGAGGACGCCCAGGAAGGUGUUUUCCAAACUUUUUGAAGUUGCCAGGAGUAAAGUGACGCUGGGCGCCCUGAUGCCAUCCCAGAGACAGAGACUUUCAUCAAACAACAACCUCAAGAAGAGAAACUAGCCCAUAAUACGGUCUGUGUUAGGACUGCCGUCACCUCAGAGCUGGCUCUCUCCUGACCCUUCAUCUCAUCUGUCUGCUGUCUGAGGUGGUGAACGUUCUGGACUUGAUGAAAGUGUGUGUCGGUUUACACAGACGUCACGUCAUCAACACUUUUAUACAUUUGACAGUAUUACAGCUGGAGAUCAGACGCUGAACUUCAUCGUUCCCUCCACACAGCUGAUGUGUCCUGUACAGUCUGGAUUUUGAAACUCCUCACUAAUAAGGCAUGUGUAUCAGAUAGACGUGUAUAAUGAAACAUUUUCUAUACUUUUUUUGUAGCCGGAAGAACAAAUGUUUCAUGUAGGCCACAGAUGUUUGUUUGAAACAAUGCUUUUGUGUUGAGGACAUGCGCGCACACAGAUUUUUGUGUUCUUGUCAUGUAAACAUUCCAACUUUGUCAAGCAUCAGAAUGUUCAUAAUGUCGUUUUGUUAUUCCUUUAAUUUAUUUUUCAAUUUGAUUCAAAGGAAUCUCUAGAUAUGAUUUUUUUUCUUUGUUCAUGAUUCACAGCAGCGUUAAUGUAAUGAUGUUUAUGAAACAGGGCUGUUCAUGUCAAUGUACUGUAACAUGUUUAUUUGAUGUAACUCAACAUCUGUAGAUUUGUGAUCAAGGUUUUUCUCAUCAUCUUCAGCUAUUUUCAACUUAAAGAAUCACUUUGUUUUCAUCACUGGAGUUUUUGCCCAACCCCACGUAUGCAGAAAGACUGGCGAUGUUGAAAUAUGGAAAUAAUAAUAUCUGUGUCUCGUGUGAUCAUUGACACACGUUGAUCUGCAGCCGUGUGUAACUUGAAAACAUCUCUACUGAAACAAAUAAAUGAUUCUCAUGCAGGGCCUGAAAUGAAUCUAUUCAUUGGUCUUUCUCUUCUUUUUUUCAUGAUUUUCUGUUGUUUUGAUGUGCCGUUUGUCCUUUUUUAUCAUCUCUGUUUUUGUGAGUAAUAAAAAGAGCGACAGACUUUCUA
Messenger RNA from Triplophysa rosa, 2799 nucleotides. RefSeq lists its product as uncharacterized. Gene Ontology annotation, biological process: protein homooligomerization; endoplasmic reticulum organization. NCBI's taxonomy places the organism in Eukaryota, Metazoa, Chordata, Actinopteri, Cypriniformes, Nemacheilidae. Bases 62 to 1804 code for a protein of 580 amino acids. The record is from RefSeq and is a predicted model, not a curated record. The transcript has 14 exons. Gene Ontology annotation, molecular function: GTPase activity; GTP binding.